AAACCGGCCUUGACGAUGGAGUUUUCCUUUCGAUUUACUCUUCCGGUAGGUGGCGCUAUAAAAGAUGAGACCAUCGACGAUAUUGACAUCAGUAUUCGCACAGCACUUCUACCAACAACAACAUCAUUCAAAAUGAAGUUCUUCAUUGUAAUCAUGGCUGUGGCGUUCGUCGCUGCGUCCGAGGCCUCGUACCUGCCAUACGCUGACGAUCUUUCCUACCAGAGCUACGGUUAUGGACUUCCUCUCUCGAAGGUGGUCGUCGGCUCGUCGUACGGUCUGCCAGCAGCUGUGGACAAGUACUCCUACCCAUCGUACUACAGUUCCUAUCCGGCCUUGAAGAAGGUGGUCGAAUACCCGUCGGUUGCUCCGGUGCUGGCCACCAAGGUCGUUGAUAACAGCUACGGACUGGGAUACACCAAGGUCGUUGAUAACAGCUACGGACUGGGAUACAACAAGCUGGUCGCCCCGGUCGUCGCCACCAAGGUCGUUGAUAACAGCUAUGGCCUAGGAUACAACAAGCUGGUGUCUCCGGUCCUUGCCAGCGGUUACGGUCUCGGAUACAACAAGCUGGUGUCCCCAGUCGUCGAUAAUGGCCUGUAUAACUAUGGCGGCUACGGGCUGGGAUACAACAAGUACCUGUCGGCCGCUCCAGUUGCCAAAUAUGUGUUGUAAAUGUGUAAAUAAUAUUGUUUUAAUAAACCGGCUCCGGCUCCGAUCCAUGACGUAUGACUGUUAACCCAA
This is a messenger RNA of Anopheles stephensi (Asian malaria mosquito), 741 nucleotides long. RefSeq lists its product as uncharacterized. NCBI's taxonomy places the organism in Eukaryota, Metazoa, Arthropoda, Insecta, Diptera, Culicidae. The transcript is spliced from 2 exons. The coding region runs from base 16 to 672 and encodes 218 amino acids. The record is from RefSeq and is a predicted model, not a curated record.